This is a messenger RNA of Ricinus communis (castor bean), 2337 nucleotides long. Its product is annotated as inositol 1,3,4-trisphosphate 5/6-kinase 4. NCBI's taxonomy places the organism in Eukaryota, Viridiplantae, Streptophyta, Magnoliopsida, Malpighiales, Euphorbiaceae. The record is from RefSeq and is a predicted model, not a curated record. Gene Ontology annotation, cellular component: cytoplasm. Gene Ontology annotation, biological process: inositol trisphosphate metabolic process. Bases 481 to 1956 code for a protein of 491 amino acids. Gene Ontology annotation, molecular function: ATP binding; magnesium ion binding; inositol-3,4,5,6-tetrakisphosphate 1-kinase activity. The transcript is spliced from 12 exons.
AUUAAACUAAAUCUUUUAAUUUCACUUUAUUCAGGAAAAAUGAAGAGUGAUGAAUAUUUUAUGAGUGGAAAUUUUAAAACUUUAUAAAAACUCUAAAGAAAACCUUAAAAAUUUCCGUCCAAAACGUGCCGUGCCAUUAACGGCGGCUACUAGCGGCGGUGUUUGAAAAGGUAACUUAACCAUGCGCACGGUAAAAAAAAAAAAAGUUACAGAAUUCCGCUAUAAAAAUUUUAACUUUUUAACAGAAUAGGAAACGAAAAGAAGAGGAAAGGGAACAAUUUUGGUUCUAUCUUUUGAUAGCAGAGAGAAAAAGAAAAAGCACACAACUCAAUGCGCCACUUGUUUUAUUCGAAGAAAAGAAGGCAUCUUUCUUUUGCUUCUUUCUUUUUCUUUCUCUUUCCUUACCAGCGAUUAGCAGAAGCAAAUUACUAACGGAAGAAAAGAAAAAAAAAAACACAAACUCAAAACGCAGAGAGAAAAAUGGAUGCAUUAUUUGUAGGCGGAAUCAUUCUGGACGAGUCGGUGCUACUGGACGACAAUUCUGAAACCGCCGCACUCCGAUCAUCAGCUGUCUCUUCCCUCCUCCGCAAACUCCGCCAUUCUAAGCUCCAUCUGGGAAUUUCCUACUCAUCAUCUCUUUCUCACGACAAGGUGAACUUGCUUAAAAACACAGCAAUUCAAUACUCCUUUGAUUGUUUUGUUUUGGAUGGCUCUAAUUAUAAUGAUGCAAUAACGUUAGCUUGGGGUGAUAACAUUGGAGGAAGCGUUUUGUAUGUUGUUUCUAAGACCAAGAAUCACACAUUUAGUCAAGUCAGCAAUUUGAAUUGGAUGAUCAUUGUUGUUGAUCCUGAAGGUGUUCCUUUAUGCGGUAAUUCGAAAAAACUAUGUAUAAGUCGAGUGGAAGAAUUGUUUUUGACCAUUUCCCUCUUAAAUAGAAAGGUAAUCGGCAAUAAUAUUGUGACUGUUGGUUAUAUUAUGAAACCUUCCCGAGAAGAAGAUUUUGCAAAGAGGGGUGCAUUUCCCAUGUCUCCUACUCCAAAUGGAUUGAUGUUUAUGCCUCUAACAUUUGAACUCCCCUUACUUUCUCAACUACAACAUGUGGACAUAGUUCUACAUAAAGCAACAGAUGAAAUCAUCUCUGUUGAAUUAACCAGCUCUACAGAAUCUUCAAACAGCAUUACUUACACCACAGGCAUGCAGGAAUUACAAAGAUAUAUGGAACAUCACUCUGGUUGCUUUGUGAUUGACCCGCUUGAUAAAAUAUAUCCUGUCUUGGAUCGGUUAAAAAUCCAACAAAUUCUUCUUGGGCUGGAGAAUCUCAAUACAGAAGGCCGUCACACAAUCAGAGGACCCCAUUUCCUAAAGGUUAAUGAUUUUAAUGAGCCUGAUUUAGCACAGAGGUUGUCAGAAGCUAAACUAUCUCUUCCAAGUAUAGUCAAGCCUCAGAUUGCCUGUGGGGUAGCUGAUGCUCACAGCAUGGCAAUUGUCUUUAAAGUUGAAGAUUUUAAGGAUUUAAGUGUUCCUCUUCCGGCAGUUGUUCAGGAAUAUGUAGACCAUUCUUCCACUUUGUUCAAGAUCUAUGUCCUGGGUGAGAAAGUUUUCUAUGCUGUUAAGAAAUCUACACCAAAUGUUGAUAUCUUAAUGAAAUUAUCUGAAAAAAAUGGACUUGGACCUUUAAUCUUUGACAGCUUAAAAUCUCUUCCUACUGGCAGCGAGGAUUCUUGUACAGAGAGUCAUUUUGAUAUUGGUCUAGUCACUGAUGCUGCAAAUUGGCUUGCAAGAAAACUUGAUCUUACAAUCUUUGGUUUCGAUGUUGUUAUCCAAGAAGACACUCAUGACCAUGUGAUUGUGGAUGUAAAUUAUCUCCCAUCAUUCAAGGAAGUGCCGAACGACGUGUGCAUCCCUGCCUUCUGGGAUGCUAUUAAAAAGAAAUUGGAAUCAAGAGAGAAGAUAUAAAAUGGUAUGAAUCUGUCAAGUAGAUUUUUCUUUGAUUGCAUUGGUCAUCGACCAAGACAAGAAUUGGAAAACUAUUAAAGAUAAAUGAUCUUAUGUUUCUAACUAAUCCAUUUCCUGGGAGGAGCAUUUGCAAAACUUGAAUUUUAUAUCCAAGGAAUGCAUACUCGGGCAGUUUCAAGGAGAGAAUUCUUUCUUUCUUUUUCUGGGUUUCCUCUAUUUCCCCUGUCCGAAAAUUUUCAACAAGCUCUAUGUUUAAACAUAAAGCAGCAAUUCACAUGACGCUCAUAUUAUGAAUAUUAACAGUUAUCAAAGUUUCAAUCUUUCUGUUGAUUUUUAUUUUUAUUUUACAGAAACCCAAAAAAUAGUAUCUGUUAUUAUUAA